CUAACGUUUCUACCUGCCGUCACGACUCUACUAUCGUGAAAUGGUACUCGCCUACUAAGUGGGAGUGGCAAAAAGCGAGCUUUCGGGUAGAUUUAAAUUGCCUUAAUUUUUAACUGUAAUUGCAGAAAAAACAAAACAAAGUUGUGUUUGAACAUACUUUUUACGUUUUAAUUUCUUUUACUUUCUCUGCAAUCGCGUCUGCGGAAAUAAAAAUGAAAGUUACGGAGAGGGAGAUUUGAUCAAGCUUUAUUAAUGACCGUUAUUUUCCGGCGUUCUGUAAUUAUUAGUGUUUGUAUUCUUUGUUUUGCUUGAGAUCUGUGGUCCCGUUGUUAAUUAAUUCGUUCGGUGAUGACUUUGAAGUUAGUGGAAUAUAUUUAUGCUUGAAUGAAAUUCAAGAAAACACAAUUGAUCUUUCUUCGUUCCGUACACGCUGCCAAAACCUCGUGGUCUCAACAGGUUGUUUACAAACAUGAGGGAGUUGUACAUUUUCGGCUUUCUGGCUGUCAUGGUGCUGACGACAGUGGUGUUGAAGGGGAUCUUCUGCUUUACGCAGUGUGCGAAGCCGGAGUCUAAAGAAGUGAAGCUGUUCCUAGAGAAAAAGAAGAAGGAAUUAAGUGCGUCUAAAAGCAAACUCGUACAGUUGGAGAUCCCCAUGGAAGAUAUCGAGCGUACCAGUACGCCUGUUCCUGCCGAGGAAAAGAAGAAACACUGGACUGAAUGCCAGAGUGAUGUCUGAAAGCACAAAAAGAGCAACCUCGUGGCCAAAUUUGAAGCUAAUCCAGAGACUAUGUUUGUUUUUACUCUUAGUAUUUGCAUGUUACAAUCAACAUUUUAAUUUUAGAUAUUUUUGUUAUCUGUCAUGUUUAUAGAAUGUGUGUAACUACACUGAUAGCUGCCACUUGAAUUUUAUAUGUUGUAUAGUAUGAAAUAAAGGUUUAUUUUACAUGCUCUU
This is a messenger RNA of Uloborus diversus, 952 nucleotides long. RefSeq lists its product as uncharacterized. Bases 470 to 736 code for a protein of 88 amino acids. The transcript is spliced from 3 exons. Lineage: Eukaryota; Metazoa; Arthropoda; Arachnida; Araneae; Uloboridae. The record is from RefSeq and is a predicted model, not a curated record.